AUGAAAAGCAUUUCAACUAUCGUGUUAUUGGUGUUUUUAUCUGCCACAUUUGUUUCAACUGUUCGCAUUGGCUCUUUCAAUUUACAUCAAUACGGAAAUGCAAAAGCAACAAAUGCUACAUUAACAGGUCUUAUAGUUGAUAUUCUUAAGGAUUUCGAUUUGGCUAUUAUUCAAGAAAUUACUGAUGUUACAGUACAAGCUCCAUAUGUUUUACAUGAAGCUUUGAAUAAAAAAUCAAAAUCACGACCAUAUUCAAUGACAUUAAGUCCACGGGUUGGACGUUCAACAUCAAAAGAACAAUAUAUUUUUUUCAAUCGUGAAUCAACAUCAGGUGUUAAACUUAUUAAUUAUUAUAUUUAUGAUGACAUUGGAGAUCGUUUUGAACGACCACCCUUCAUUGGUACAUUUCAAGUGACUAAAAAAGGUACAUCAGGCGUGACAUAUUUUACUAUAAUGAAUCUUCAUUCAAAACCUACUGCUGCUUAUCAAGAAUUACUUGACAUGCGUCUUGUUAUAAGAAAUUUUAUUCUUGAAAAUCCUCAAUACUUUAGUGAAACAUCCACAUCAUUAGCUACAGCUUUAGCUCAAAAUGUAAUAAAUGCAACAAGUACUAAUAAACCAAAUUUGAGAACAAAUCAUCCUAUAUUAAUUAUGGGUGAUUUAAAUGCAGACUGUUCGUAUAUUUCUCAGACACGCCAAAAAUCACUUCGUUCUGUUGAUUAUGCUGAUUUUGUAUGGAUGAUUAAUAAUGAAGUUAAAACAAAUACAAGACAAACAUGUACAUAUGAUCGUAUUCUUGUUAAUGGUGACAAGUUUGUUAGAGCUAUUAUACCACGGAGCAAUACAACAGUAAACUUUCAACAAGACUUUGGUAUGUCAUUAGACCAAGCACUUGAUAUUAGUGAUCAUUUUCCAGUUAAACUUGAUAUCAAAUGGUAA
This is a messenger RNA of Rotaria sp. Silwood1, 939 nucleotides long. Lineage: Eukaryota; Metazoa; Rotifera; Eurotatoria; Philodinida; Philodinidae. The record is from the annotation of a GenBank genome assembly.